This is a messenger RNA of Cyprinus carpio (common carp), 4547 nucleotides long. It is a transcript of the gene arhgap12b, whose product is annotated as Rho GTPase activating protein 12b. Gene Ontology annotation, molecular function: protein binding. NCBI's taxonomy places the organism in Eukaryota, Metazoa, Chordata, Actinopteri, Cypriniformes, Cyprinidae. The record is from RefSeq and is a predicted model, not a curated record. Gene Ontology annotation, cellular component: cytoplasm. Gene Ontology annotation, biological process: signal transduction; regulation of GTPase activity.
CUUUCCUCUGAACAGAGAGAGGAUCAAGAGCCUCGCAGCACCGCGAGGGGGCCUGAUGCAGUAACAAGAGCAUCAGCCGUCCAAAAGAGCUUCACAGGACAGGCGGGUGUGCGCACUCACUCACCCACAGAGACUGACUGCGACUGGAAGCGCGAGGCGAUAAGAUCGUGUGUUUUGUGUUGCUGCCGCGCAGUAUCUUUUCACGCAAGUGCCGAGGACUGCAGGGGAAAAGUUUAUUUCGGAGACUCUCAAACUAACGGGCAUGGCCGCUCCCAGAUCCCCCUGAACGUCAGUCGUGCGGGACACAACAAAAGAUGUGGAUCCACUUACAGUCUGUCUUCUGAAUAACUCAAUGACAGAUUGAGCCAUGACGGAACGGGAUGGCCGCUGUGAUUUGUCCAUCGCCCCGGGGCAGAUGUAUAUCGAGGUGGAGUAUGAUUAUGAGUACAAGGUGAAAGACAGACUUAUCUCCAUACGGCAGGGCGAGUCCUACAUGUUGGUUUGCAAAACCAACGAGGACUGGUGGCAAGUUCGUCGGGAGGAGGGCACCAAGGCUUUUUAUGUCCCCGCUCAGUACGUCCGAGAGGUCCGGCGUGCCCUUAUGCCGCCGCCAAAACCUCGUGCAAAGCCCCCUAACGUUCUUGAAAUCGCCCAGUGCUGGUCGUCUAAUGAAAAUCUCAACCAACGCACUACUAUGGAACGGUCCAGCUUCGGCAGACCACCUCCUUCGACAACGCCGUCUCCAUUGCCAGGUCAACAGACCCCGCCUUUAAUGUUGCGGGUCACCAAUCAGAACUCGGGGAUGAAGAGCGUUGUUGCCGAGCUCACUCUGCUUAAAAACAACAACCAUCAUAACUAUCAUCAUGGCAACCCCACACUUCCACAAGGACGAGCAGAGUCCCCUCCACGAGAGCCAGGUUGCCUGGGGAAGCUCCCUGGAAGGUUGUCGGUGGACACGGACGGAAGCGUGUCACCAGGAGAUGGGUUGGAGAAAAUGAGAAAUGACUCUGAAUCUGGAGAUGAGCUCAGCAGCAGCUCUACCGAACACAUUCAGGGCAUAUCUCCCACCGGACAGGGUCGACCCGAGUCCCCCGUUUACACUAACCUCCAGGAGCUAAAGAUCUCUCAGUCGUCUCUCCCACCUGUUCCCUCUUCCUCCCCUCUGCAUAUACUGGGCGACUGGGAAACGCACAAAGAUAAGAGUGGAAGAAACUUCUACUACAACCGCAUGACUCAGGAGAGGACCUGGAAACCGCCCCGCUCUCGAGACGGGCUCACUCGUGGGGACACGUCCAACUCUGGAGACAUGGAGCAUUUGUCUUCUGAGGAGAAUUGCCCCAGCACACGCUCCAGUCAGUCAGACAGUCAGUACGGAUCGCCCCCUAGAGGCUGGUCUGAGGAACUGGAUGAACAUGGCCACACACUCUAUGUAUCUGAAUACACCAAUGAGAAGUGGAUUAAGCAUGUGGAUGAACAAGGGCGGCCGUAUUACUACAGCGCUGACGGAUCCCGCUCAGAAUGGGAGUUACCAAAAUAUAAUCUCUCUCCUCCAAUCUCUGGAGAAGCUCCUACGAGUCACAGUUUGGAAAGGAAAGAGCAGGAGGCCAUUGUGCUGACCAAGUGGAGACACAGCACCUAUGUGCUGGACAUCAGUGACAAGCUGCCAUUCAAAAGCAGAUGGUACAGCGUUAAACACCUCCCCAGGGGCUUCGGCCUGUCCCUGUACAGAGAACCCUCAGAAAAGUGUGGUGUUCUCAAUGUCACCAAGAUUACUGAACAUGGCAAGAAAGUCAGGAAGAAUUGGGCCUCCACCUGGACUGUCCUGCAGGGAUCCUCUUUACUUUUUGCAAAGGGUCAGGGCAGCGGCACCAGCUGGUCGUACUGCCGCAAUGGUUCCUUUCCUGAACUCCUCCUUUCAUUGCUAAGUAACUGGAAGCGUUCGAUUAAGCCCCGGCCUGCAGUGUCCUACACGCACUGUAGACGCAGCCGGGCUCCCUCUUUUGGAGGCAACCAGUCCAAACCCGAAUUUACAGUGGACCUGCGAGGUGGUUCGGUUGAGUGGGCAUCCAAAGACAAGUCCAGCAAGAAACAUGUCAUUGAGCUGAAGACACGAGUGGGCACAGAGCUGCUGAUCCAGUCUGAGAUUGACAGUGUUAUCAAUGACUGGUUCAGAGCGCUUUCUGAGACCAUCAACACACAUGCUUGGGAGUCUGAUGAGGCCAUUGAAGAGGACAUGCCUGAGUCUCCAGGAACUGAGAAACACGACAAAGAGAAAGACCCACGAGACUCCAAGAAAAACAGAGUCGUAAAGAACCCCAGUUUGGAUUCAUCUGAGCAGAAGAAGACCAGAGUCAAACUGAAGAAGUUCCUCACACGGAGACCAACAUUACAGGCUGUCCGGGACAAGGGCUACAUAAAAGAUCAGGUGUUUGGCUGCAGUUUGACUGCCCUGUGUCAGAGAGAAGUUACUUCCGUGCCUAAUUUUGUCAAGAUGUGCAUUGAGCAUGUGGAAAAUACAGGCUUGAAUGUUGAUGGCUUGUAUAGAGUCAGUGGAAACCUGGCUGUCAUACAGAAACUGCGCUUUGCGGUCAAUCACGAUGAAAAGGUGAAUCUGGAAGACAAUAAAUGGGAGGAUAUCCACGUGACUACAGGUGCUCUGAAGAUGUAUUUCCGGGAGCUUCCAGAGCCUCUGUUCACUUACGCAUCCUUUAAUGACUUUGUCGAAGCCAUCAAACACUCCGAUUAUAAGCAGCGAGUCCAAUCCAUAAAAGACUUGAUCAAACAGUUGCCAAAACCCAACCAGGAAACAAUGAAAGUGUUAUUCAGACACCUGAAAAGAGUGAUAGAUCAUGGCGAGGUGAACAGGAUGACUACCCAGAGCGUGGCUAUCGUGUUCGGCCCAACCCUGCUGCGGCCAGAGGUGGAGACGGGCAAUAUGGCGGUUCAUAUGGUCUAUCAGAACCAGAUUGUAGAACUCAUCCUUCUAGAGUAUGACAACAUUUUUGGCAGGUAGAAUCAAUCCAGAGAACAUAAUGCCAGUUUAACAUCUCAUAUCCAUCGCACAAAAACACACCACUGCUUAACGGAGUAUAUAAACAAACGUGAGUGGAUUUACUGUGACAUAUGACUGGAUAUAAGCAAAGAAAAUGAAUACAGGAAGAUUCUUUAUGCACUUAAUAUUUUUUGAAGUUUUGAGGAUAUACACAUUUUUCUUUCUUUUUUUUUUUUUCCAUUUGGAUUGUCUUUCCUUGGCUUAGAAUAAGCUGAAUGGACUUUUGGACAAUUAUGGAUGGUCAUUAGUCUCCAUUGUGCACUCUUUUUUUGAGUAAUGGGAAUAUUUUCCUUAGUUGGACACUGGAAUGGACUUUAUCUUCGCCAGUAGUGACGACUCGAGUGAUAAAUUACUGAGAGGACACUUUCAAGUCUCACCAGGUUGAGUUCUUUGCAGUGAAAUGUUUAAAAGAAAUACUAAUUUUGGGUUUGAUUUAUUCAGACACAUAACUGACUUGUAUCUGGGCUCUCGCAGGGCUCAGAGUUUUCGUUUUUCGUAAUUUUUUCCUGUGGAAUAAGCUGAAAGUGCACUGUAUUAGGAGACAGUAUUUUUUGACACUGACUACUGACCUAUGGAUAGUGGGGUCGAUUAAAUUGGACAAUGAUUAAUAGUCAGUAUUAGGACAGGAAUCCUGUUUCAAAUUGGAAAAACUCUUUGUUUCUUCCAUAUCCAGCCAUGUUUGCCCUCCAUCCACACCUCCCUAAAGUUUACUGGAAAAGUUGUGCGCCUCAUGCUACUGGAUAACAGACAUGCUCGUCACACAGUUGUGUCAUCCAAUAGAAAAACUUCCUUUUAAUGAAAAGACCCUCCCUUCAAUGAAAUAUCUGGAUUUUCAUGUGUUUGAGGUCAAACCUGUGCUGUUUCCUUGGAAUAAAUGAACUGUGUUGUGCUGAAUAGUGUAACAGUAUGCAGACAACCAGAUCUCUCCAGAAGAGCUCUCAAAAACAGUCAGAGAUCUCAUCUCUCACCCUUGUAUCUCUCUAGGCUUACUGGAAAAAGAAAGGUGAGCUGCUUAGAUCGGCAUUUAGGCCUUACACGGUUUCAGAUCAAUACAGAAUAUUCAUCUUCUGUUUCCUGCUCUGCCCCUGGAUGGAAAGGAGCUUGAUAACAAAUUGACAGGAUGGUACUGGAAAUAGUGCUGCAGUUAGUGUUCACUGAAGGUACGCAUGGAAAACGCCUUCUAUGUCUCGUUUUUAACAAAAUUCUGAAAACAUAUGUACAGAAUACUUCAACAAGAACUUAAACCUAUUGUACAAAAAAGAAGUGUGAUGGCUUGAAGUUGUGUGUCAGUAACAAGUAUAAAAAUCUAAUUUUGUUGAUGUAUGGAAGAAGGAAAUGAGUAUUAGAUGGGACGGGGGAGUGGUGAUGUCAUCACGCAUUGUGAACUGCACAUUUUGAAUGUAAUUUUCAGACUAACUGCUGUUUCUGAAAUUGACGUCUAAUUCUAAUUAAAAAGACAAAAACUCAUGGAUAAUAUUAAAGUGAUAAUGCUCGA